GCGAAGCAGCGGGAGGAGCAGCAGAAGCAGCUGCGGCCCCGCGUCGAGUUCUGCGCACGGCUCUCCAGGCAGCUGGAGGAGGAGGGCUUCUUCUCCCUCAAGGGCAGGGCAGACAGGCCCGCCGAGGCCGGCAAGGGCGCCGGCAAGGGCGCGGAGGGCGCGGUGCGCCUGCGGAUCCCGGCGCCGAGCGUGAACCUGGAGGAGCGGCAGGCCCAGCUUGCAGACGAUCCGGCCUUCAGCAAGAUCACAGCAGCGCGACGGGAGCUCCCCGUGUGGGCCAUGCGCCACGAGCUGAUCAACGCCAUAGACUUCCACGACGUCGUCAUCGUGCAAGGCGCCACGGGGUCCGGCAAGACCACGCAGCUGCCCCAGUUCGUGCUGGAGGCCGCCCUGGCGCGGGGCGAGCCCGUCAACAUACUGGUGACCGAGCCCAGGCGCCUGUCCGCCAUGACGGUCGCGCGGCGCGUGUCGCAGGAGCUCGGCGACCCGGGCAAGGGGCCGGGCGGCCACGACAGCCUCACGGGCUUCCACAUCCGCAUGGAGAAGUCGGCCGGGCCCAGCUGCCGGCUGCUCUUCUGCACCACGGGCGUGGCCCUGCGGAAGAUGCAGAGCGAGCCCGACCUGCCGGAGCUCACGCACGUGUUCCUGGACGAGGUGCACGAGCGGGGCGCGGAGAGCGACCUGCUGCUGCUGCUCCUCCGCAGGCUGCUCUCCACGAGGCGGAAGGGCACGCUGAAGGUCGUGCUCAUGAGCGCGACCGUGGACACCCGGAAGAUGUCGAACUAUUUUCAGUCAGCGGGCGUGGCCGCCCCAGUGCUCUGCGUGCCGGGCCGCGCCUACGACGUGGAGGCGCUCUUCCUCGAGGACAUCAUCGAGAAGACGGGGUUCUACCUGGAGGAAGACUCGGAGUUCCGGAAGUGGCAGUCGCGUACCAAGACUGUCAAGCAGACGUUCACGAUGUCUGCACUGGGUGGCAAGUCCAAGACGGAGACCGCCUACAUGGAGGAGCAGGGGGCCCCGCUGGACGGUUCGGACGCCGAGUGGAUCGACGAGGAGGAGGCCGCUGGCUACUCCAGGUCCACCCAGGAGGUGCUGCUGAGCAUGGACCACAGCAAGCUCAACUACGACCUGCUGGUCGCCACGCUGGAGUUCAUCGUCAGCGGGGGGCUGCCCCCUGCGGACUCCGGGGCGGAAGGCGAGUCGUUCAUGCCGGCGCAGGACGGGGCCAUCCUCGUGUUCUUGCCGGGCAUCGCGGAGAUCGACAAGGCCGAGAAGGCUUUGACCCACCACCCCGAGUUCUGCAACAGUUACCAAUACAAGAUCAUCGUCCUGCACAGCUCGAUCGCCAGCGAGGACACCAACGCGGCGUUCGAGCCGGCCCCGCGCGGCGCCCGGAAGAUCGUCCUGUCGACGAACAUUGCGGAGACAGGAGUCACAAUCCCCGAUGUGGUGUACGUGGUGGAUGCCGGCCGAGUGAAGCAGAGCAAGUUCCACGAGGCUACGAACACGUCGUCGCUGACCGACCAGUUCAUAUCUCGCGCAGAAGGGAUCCAGCGCCGCGGGCGGGCCGGCCGCGUGCGGCCCGGCGUCUGCGUGCACCUCUUCACGCGCAAGCGCUUCGAGCGCUUCUCGGCCGCGCCGCUGCCGGAGCUGCUGCGCACCGCGCUGUCGGAGCUGAUGCUCGGGCUGCUGAGCCGGGGCAUGCCGCCCGCGAUCUUCUACGAGGCCCUGGACCCGCCGCCGCGCGCCCGCGUGGAGCAGGCGCUGCAGAGCCUCCGCGUCGCGGGGGCCCUCGCGCCCCCGGGGCUCCGCGACGCCGGCGGCGCGGGCGGCGAGGUGGACGUGGACGGCCAGGACGUGGUCUACCGGGUGCGGCCGCUGGGCCGCAUCCUGGCCCGGCUGCCCUGCGAGGUCCGCAUCGGCAAGAUGCUCAUCUACGGCGCGCUCCUCGGGGGCGGCCCCUUCGAGGACGUGCUCACAGUGGCGGCCACGCUUUCCAACGGCAAGUCCCCGCUGGUCGUGCCCUUCCAGGACUACAAGAAGGCGGAAGCGAGGGCCGCCCAGAAGCCUCUGUUCAACGAUAAGGAGCCCUCCGACCACGCCAUGAUCUGCGAGGCCUACCGCAUGUGGCUCCAGGCGAAGAAGAACGGUGCGGCCGAGAGGAUAUGCAAGCAGCACUGGCUCGCGGCGGGGACCAUGGAGCAGAUCCAUCGGCUGCGCAAGGACCUCUCCGAGUCCCUCAAGGAUCUUGGGAUCGUGUCCGACCGGCCCAAGCCGCUGCCGCAGCGCUGGGCCAUUUCCUCGGCUCUGCUGCUGGCCGGCCUCUUCCCGAACGUGUGCAGGGUGGACCCGCCCAGGGUCGCGACGGAGAACAGGCCGCAGUACGUGGCCGCCUUCACGAACGAGCACGUGAAGCUGCACCCGUCCUCCUUCGCGCACUCCCACGACAACCACCUCCACCAGACGGCCCUGCGGUGGGGCGUGUUCCACGCGAAGGUGCAGACGAGCGCCGUCUUCAUGCGCGACGUCACCUUCCUGCGGCCCCUCGCCCUCGCCCUGCUGGGCGGCACGUCGACGGACAUGCACUGCCACGUGCUGGAGAGGGCCGUCAGCGUGGGCGGCAAGGGCGACCUUGCCGUCAACGUCCCCCCGCGCCAUGGCGCGCUGCUGCGGCAGCUCCGCGAGCUCGUGGAGCAGGCGGUGGACCGGGCCGUCGAGAACGCGGAGCGGGCGGGCAGGACGGGCCGCCGAGGAGGCGGGGGCGGCGGCUCAGGCGACGGCGGCGCGCAGGAGGAGGGCGGCGCCGCCGCCCGGGACAGGGAGGCCGCCGCGCGGCAGCGGCAGGCCCUCGACAUCAUGGAGGAGCUGCUCACCGCCGAGGCCACGACCAACCGCUGA
Prorocentrum cordatum is the source of this 2898-nucleotide messenger RNA. The record is from the annotation of a GenBank genome assembly. Lineage: Eukaryota; Dinophyceae; Prorocentrales; Prorocentraceae.